Messenger RNA from Mollisia scopiformis, 744 nucleotides. RefSeq lists its product as uncharacterized. The coding region runs from base 1 to 744 and encodes 247 amino acids. NCBI's taxonomy places the organism in Eukaryota, Fungi, Ascomycota, Leotiomycetes, Helotiales, Mollisiaceae. The transcript is spliced from 2 exons. The record is from RefSeq and is a predicted model, not a curated record.
AUGUCAUCUGAAGGACUCUAUUACGUGUACGCCAAGUACACCAACCAAAAGGCCACCGGUUACGAUUAUGCCAACUCUUCCUAUGGCCGCUACCUUUGCGUCUUCAGGAACAGAUGGGAGGCCGAUGAGUUCUGGCGCUUCAUGGCCACCUGGCAAUACUCCAAAGGCACCAAUUUCUUCUCCUACCUAAACCGCAACGGUCCUCAAUUCUGGCAAUUCAACGGAACGAAUGCCCAAGAUUCCUUCAUGAGUAUCCUCCAAUACGCCCAACCUCAAGGCCAGAACAUCAUGUGCACCCGCAUCACGACCUACACCAACGAAGCAGGCUGCCUCGCACUUCCCCAGCAAGCAACCGUCGACUGGACCAACGGCUGCGCGGUCUUCAUCCGCAACAAGCUCAACCCCGCCGAGUACUGGCACCUCGACGGCUCCAGCAUCCAAGUCACCAACUCAACUUACCGCACCAAGUUCGUGAUCCGCGGCACCAAUUUCGCCGCCGGCGAUACGACGGUCCUCAAUCGCUCGGAUCCGAUUACGAUUGAACUGGCGAGCAAUGCGGGAGGCUCGAACCCGCAGUAUUUGGGGCUGGUGACUGCGGAUGCGAGGUUGGUUACUACGAGUAGUCCGUAUAAUUGGUCGUUUGGGGAUUUCUUUGUGAGUUUUGGGCAGAAGACGCUAAAUAAUGAUGCCGGGACGGCGGAGCAUAUGGUUGUACGUGACCAAGCUGGUAAAGCAGUCAGCUAG